Molecule: messenger RNA, 894 nt
Organism: Penicillium malachiteum
Lineage: Eukaryota; Fungi; Ascomycota; Eurotiomycetes; Eurotiales; Aspergillaceae
Product: acetate uptake transporter family protein
Exons: 3
Coding region: 1-894 (297 amino acids)
Cellular component (GO): plasma membrane
Molecular function (GO): acetate transmembrane transporter activity
Source: RefSeq, a predicted model, not a curated record
AUGUCGACUGAAGCUGAAACAAGCAACAACGGUGCCUUGGAGAAGGAUGUUGGUGGCAUUGCGCCCCAGCAAUCCGCCGACACUGCCCCCGAUGUCACCCAGAUGUCAGCUCACGAGCAUGAAGUCGCCCGCGCCGCUGCACGCUUCGGAUACGGACCUUUGGCUCACGUCAACACUACCGAUGCGACCCUCCGUCCCUUCGGUGGUGAGUUCCAGCCUGGUCUGUACAAGCCGGUAACAGACCGCAAGUUCGGUAACCCUGCGCCUUUGGGUCUGUCUGCUUUCGCUCUCACCACUUUCGUGCUGAGCGCUAUUAACAUGAACGCUGCCAAUAUCACUGAGCCCAAUAUCGUUGUCGCAUUGGCUUUUGGUUAUGGUGGUCUGGUGCAGCUGUUGGCUGGCAUGUGGGAAAUGGCCGUUGGUAACACUUUCGGUGCUACUGCUCUGUCUUCGUAUGGUGGUUUCUGGUUGUCCUUCGCUAUCGUCCUCACUCCCGGUGGAUUCGACAUCGCCGAGAGUUUGGGUGGUGCAUCAUCCCCAGAGUUCAAUUACUCCUUCGGAUUGUUCCUCAUGGGCUGGUUCAUCUUCACCACCGUCCUGCUCUUCUGCACCCUCAAAUCGACCGUCGCUUUCUUCCUGCUCUUCUUCUUCUUGGACCUUACCUUCCUCCUGCUCGGUAUCGCUUACCUGCAGGGUGGUGGUACUGCUGCCAACCCCAAGAUUGCUAAGGCUGGUGGUUUCUUUGGUCUCCUGGCUGCUUUCGCUGCCUGGUACAACGCUCUCGCCGGUAUCGCCGAUACUAGCAACAGCUUCUUCAUCCUUCCCGUCAUCCACUUCCCUUGGUCUGCCACUGGUCGCAGCCGCCGUGAGAAGAGCAAGCGGGAGCUGGCGUAA